UUGAGAUGGCGCUGUUCAUGCUCCUGAUCAUCCCGCUUCCCUUCAACGUUAAGCGCAAGAUCUUUACCUUCAUCUCCGAGAACCCCGUCGUCGCCAAGAUCCAGUACUGGAUGAAGAUUACCUUCAUCUUCAUCCUGAUCCUCUUUAUCGACAGCGUCAACCGGGUCUACCGCGUUCAGCUUGAACUCAUCGCCGCGUCAGAACAGUCUAAGCAGGGAGGCGCCGCCGUCAUGGGUCACGAACGUCUCGAAGUCCAAGCCCGCAAGUUCUACUCGCAGCGCAACAUGUACCUCUGCGGCUUCACCCUGUUCCUUUCGCUCAUCCUCAACCGUACCUAUGUGAUGAUCCUUGAGGUGAUGCGUCUCGAGGACAAGGUCCGCGCCUACGAGGGCACCAAGCAGAACGCCAAGGAGAGUGAGAAGCUGGCUGUCGCUGGAAAGCCCGGUGAGCUCGCCCGUCUCCGGGAGGAGCUUGAGAAGAAGGACCAGGACCUGCAGAACCUCAAGAAGCAGAGCACGCAGCUUCACAAGAGCUAUGACGAGCUUAGCGACAAGUAUGCUGCCACUCAGCAGACUGGUGAGGGUAAGAAGGGUAUCUAAGCCAUGUCUAUGACAUGCAAUUCCCCUUGAAGGGAUCCUGCCAAUGGAUCAACCGGCACUGGAUCCAGUGUCGUUACCGAUCACAGGGAGAAUCAGAGGCCACGUCAGGCCAGCACCUUUCAGGGUACAUGAAGAAAACUACAGACCAGGGUUAUAUGUAGCAGAGGACGCAAAACAACGGGCGGGCAUAAGUUACGGAUAAGCAACGGCGCAAAGUUGACGAUUUUGGCGCGUACUAGGCUAUCGAUCGAUCGACAAUUUGAGAUUGUAUUCAAUUUCUCAGAAGGAUAGAAUUAUCAGGAAUAGUA
This is a messenger RNA of Fusarium vanettenii 77-13-4, 907 nucleotides long. RefSeq lists its product as uncharacterized. Gene Ontology annotation, cellular component: endoplasmic reticulum membrane; endoplasmic reticulum. The coding region runs from base 6 to 599 and encodes 197 amino acids. Gene Ontology annotation, biological process: endoplasmic reticulum to Golgi vesicle-mediated transport; intracellular protein transport. The record is from RefSeq and is a predicted model, not a curated record. The transcript has 3 exons. NCBI's taxonomy places the organism in Eukaryota, Fungi, Ascomycota, Sordariomycetes, Hypocreales, Nectriaceae.